AUGCUGUGAGGAGAGAUGACUGUGACGGAAACAGGAGAGAGGUAGUGGAAGAGAGAGAACGAAGACACAAGCCACUGGAGGAGAGGAUAGGAGAGUGUUGGAGGGCAGCAUGCAGUAGUAUCGAGACUACGAAGAGAGGCAUAUGGAGCAAUUCCAACAUAAAGUCAGGGGAGAUUCAAUUUGGGAGAGACUCGGUCCGAUCAGUGUGAGUGUGAGUCAGUCAGAGCUGGAAUGUGUGAAAAGAGGCUUCACGUUGCACAAGUGGACGACUUGUAAACUGGUCUGUGUUUGAAUUGUUUGAAAAGCUCUAAGAUGCUCCGCACCUCGCCGACUCUGGCGGACACCAACGAGAAAAGGUCAACAACUUACUUCUUCAGAUUUGGACGUCACUCAGAUGUAUUAGCCGGUACAAAAAUGAACCUUUGAAUCGUGAAACGUUGCAAGCCAUCAGCCAGAGGAUGGGGAGACGAGCGGCUGACCCGACCACUCCGGUACCGGUUUUGGGCAUCCCGGCCUUGGUUGGCGCGCGCAGUUGGAGGACAACAGGAGGCGACACAACCGCAGGAGCGCAGCUACAGACGUGGGGUCUUCGGAGCAGCAGCGUGGGCGUGCAAACGUCCCCGGGGGUAGCGAGAGCACCUUCCGAGCGGUGCGCACAGCUCAUGUAUAAACUCCACACGCGAUCACUUCACAAUGCCCACGCCACCAACAGCGACGUUACCAAGGAGUACAAAGCGCUACUACUGCUAACAAACAGUGAUAAGGAAAAAGGGGCAAAUAGUGAGGAAUUGAGGAGUAAAAAGGAAGUGACCUUCCAAGAAUUUGUCGGCGAGACUUUAGGGGAUGUUGUGCGCAGUGAGGAUGACAGUGACUGCACUCCGAGAACAAUCGAGGCCAACCCGAAUUCUGCAGGAACUGCAACCGAUGCGGGCCCACGAAUAAAGCCCGCUGUCCGCUACGCCAACGGUAGCGUGGUCGAUUCGGAGGCGAUGGGUGGCAUCAGCGUCGAUAAUGGUGACGUGACCCCAACUCGCGGAGGAUACCAAAAAAGACUGCCAAGGGACAUGUUGCUGUUUUCUGCUCCCGCACGUUUCAGUGCAUCGCAAAAAAUAUGCAACCAGUGUGGAGGCAGACGAGCGGCGGGAGUUGAGAUUUUCGGGAGGAACGUUCUUACUGCUCCUGCUUGCCAAUCAGAGAGCUUAUUUCAUUCAGACCGCGACUUGCUCCACUCCAGCAAACAUCUUCAGCUGCGCCCUAAUGAGACCGAUAUCCGACCGAGCAACCAUCAACUCCUGGAGAAGUGCCCGAGCAGAAAAAAAGAGACAAGCUCACAACAAGGAUCUCCUCUUCAAGACGCACUGAGACAUCAAAAAACACGACGCCCCGCACGUCCACUCCAUUCAAUGAAAGGACCUUUUCUUACGCAUAAACAUGCCGCCACCUUAACCCAACCGCAAACCAUCCACACGAUCACCGACGCCACCAUUGAAACAAAAAAAGAUGAUGGUGUCGACAGCUUAGCAAAUAUGAGCCUUGGCAAUAAAAGCGCCCAAACAGGAAGUCUCCCAUCGACUCCUCUCAUGGCCACAGCUACCGAAUCAAACUGCCCACCGACGCAAACGCAUUCCAAAUGCCAAUAUAACGUCCUGCAAAAGGUGUGUGUAUCUGUGCAUGCUACGCAAGAAAACACUCCAUCUCAUUUGUACACAACGUCCAAUGUAAACUCAUCAGGUAUUAUCCCUAAAACGGUCCCAACUUUCAAUUCUACGCUCAUGUCCGCACAAAGUACGCCUGCUAGCACUGCGUGUCCUCGCCGCGAAAACGCAUCCCAGAAUUCGACACGUGCGGCACAACGAACAAAAACAAAAGGUGACUCAAAAGUAUCACCUAAAUAUCGCAUCAGAUUCUCAGACCGCCUGAAAUCCCAAACACAGCCCACACCCGUAAAUCCGGGACGUACUCCCGUUGAUGUAGCUCCGACGCGGCGAGAAAAAAACAGCUUGUACAGCACUGUGGUCGUAACUGGCCCUGUCAAGCAUAAUGUUCACUUGAAAGCCAACUCCAAUGCAAGUGACAAGCAUAACAAAACACAGCCAGUGACCUCAAAUUCUGAAUUAACACUUUGUGGAAAAACAGCAUCUCGAAACGCAUCUUGCGCAGCCCUUGAUUCUAAAUUGGAGACGUCAGCUCCCAUCUCCACAACUCCUAAUUAUGCUUUGUACAGAAACAGAGCCCUGAGGAGCUAUUCAAAUAUUCACCCUUCAUCGACACUGAAAGAAAACCAGAAGAAUUUCAGUGUGUCGUAUAAUUCCUCACUUAAAACGAGCAAACACAACAAAUCAAUGAAUCGUAAUCCAUUUCCCUGCCGUAACAAGCCUUGCCACACGCAAACAACUGACAUCCCAUCCCAACACACUCAUCAACCUGCGCCCUUUUGUUUUGUUCCAAAUCCGACAGCAACGCUCGGGCUGUCAAAAGUGGCCAAAAAUCCGAGCAAAAGCUGUCAUGCGUCAAAUGUGAUGCGAAGCCAUCCUAACAGAACUGACCAUUCCAACAAACUUAACAGUGAAUUGUAUUCCGAUGAACAACUAUUGACUCGGGAUCUAAUCAAUGACUUAUUAUGGAAUGAGUCCAAAAAACAUCCCGUUCUAUCACAGGACACAACCCCUCAAAAUAGCAUUCGCCCAAUUAAGUCAAAGGACUCUCGUCUGCAGGGCUGCGUGAACGGGCGACAACAAACGGGCGCACAUGAUCAAGGAGGCACAGUAAGAGAACACGAGGGACAGUGUGCCACAUGCCCGGCAGGAGGAACAGCCCGCCGGAUGGAUUCAAAUACGCUAUCAACCGUGCAUGCGAGCAGUAAGACUGAAUCUAAUGCCCAUAAACAGACUCAUCCAAAUGAUCCAACAGCCUCUGUCGCAGCAAAAGGAAAAUGCGAGCCCCUUUUCACCACACUGACAAAAAGAAAUGUCCAUUAUGAGCUCAUGCACAUGCAAAGGCUUGAGUCAAACAAAUCACAGGUUCAACAAUGUCUCAGAGGCUCGAAGUUGUCUUCAAUUGCACCAGAACUCCGCUGCAGCGAGGGAGAACAUGAUACGCGUUGCAAUUCCGCAUCGCCCCGACGCCUCGGGUCCCGCCAGGCCGAGGCCAUCGUCGGCCGGGAUUCAAAAGUCGCCGGCGAGCAGGACACGGCGGAACUCGUCUCGGCCCGUUCCCACCCGACCGGUGCGGUUCUCUUUCUGCCUUCUUCCCCUCGCUGCGGGAAAUCGGCAACCGUACAACAAAGGCUUGCAAGUGUGGAGGCCGCUCUGGCCGCUAACAAGGACAGAAUCAACACUCUGCUGAACAUCAUCCAUGACCUGGAGGCCAGCCACACUCCUGCCACGGGUCGACGAUGCGACAAAACAGGACAGGACCUCAAAAGCUGUUCCACCUGCCAAAAGAAUGCUUGUAUUGUCUACAGCGUGGAGUAUGACUUCCGACAGCAGGAGAGGCGCUUCUCGGAGGUUCUUAAUGUACAUUCAAGCAGAGGAAAACAUGCCGACCGUCUUCCUCAGUCUCGUGCGCCGAACUUCAGUCUGCUCAGAAAGGCCAUGAAGAACGUGACGACGUCAAAGAAGACGAGCAAAAAACUCUGCAAGAUUCUGUUGAAAUGGCUGCCAAGGAAACUGAAGCAGGUUUAGAACUUGAAACCCAAACAAUUUGGUCAAGGACAGAAGACUUGCAGAACUCUCAUAUUAUCCACUAAGUGAAAUAACAUCGCAACCAUCCGUCCUCUGUUAUGCCGAAGAUGGACUUUGUACUCGCUUCUGAUCUUUAUGACUUUCGUUUACACGUGCAGUGUAAGCAUUCUUUAAAUCACAUACCGCAACAAUAGUACUUUCACAACUAUCGUCGAUAUGCCGAAAUGUUUUCUAAAAGUUCAAACGAGGCAAGGUGCAAAGGUGGAAAUAUGGGAGCAAGUUAGUAUAAUAUAUAUACUGGCAACUCAAACAAGCUAUACAUCACUUGUUAAUUCAUUUAACUGGAACAACAAUGACAGUAUUCCAACAAAACAAUUACAGAGUGUCAAUGCUAUUCCAAAACCAUUGCUCUUGCACCGACCGAGUGUAGGAUAAGAUAUUAAUUAAAAGAUCAGCGGAAAUAGAAAGACUAUUUGUCCAAAACCUCCUUAAUUGGAUCAGAAACUACGAUUUAAAAAAUGUCGGAUUUUGUCUAAUUUACAUAUAUAUAUUUUCGGAAUGUAAAAAAGUAUUCACAAUCUGUCACUGUUUGGCUCAUACAUCGACAUGCAUUUGAUUGCAGAGCAGUACAGCUGUCAAAAAAAUGCAAAGAAAACAAUUACAAAGUUUGGUUAAUGUCUGCAUGUGAAGGUUCAGAUGAAGAUAAAGGAAACUUCCAAACACGUCAAAAACAACAAAACAUUUGCGUCAGCCACUGGAAUCUUUUUGUCAUGCUUUUCGUUUGUUGUUUGCUGAGGCUUGUGAGCUUUUUUUUUUUUUUUGCACACCACAAAAAAAAAAACCCUCUUACUCUAUAUUGUGGGAACGCCGCUGCCGGUUUGAGUCGCGGACGCGACUAAUGAGUCCUUUUGACGACGAGACUCACUGGCAGUGUUCCCCGCGGACGAGGAAGGCAAAGAAGGGCAUUUGGGGUUUACUGUCACUCCUCCUCCCGGGGUCAAGUGUCCUCCAGAGGGGCUUCGGAGGAGCACUAAUCCACUGGUGAUGUGAGAGAUCGGCUUCUGCGGGAUGAAAAUGGGAUAUGACAGGCCGCAAUAGAAGAGACACCGUGCUGGAAAAGUGCUUGCCUUGGGCCUUUAUGGGAGACUUCAUUUUCCUUGUAAUGUGUUUUCUUGAAUGACGCAAUCGCAAACAUAUUUAUUCAUUAAUAUUUUGAUGAUUGGAGUUGAGUUUGUGGCGUUGCAUCAUGCAGUUGUUUGUAAUAUUUGCGUUAUAGACUGGUAUUAUAUCCGCACAUAGUCAGCCAUAGACAGGGUGCAACUCAUGGAUAUUCAAUAUAUUAGGUACAAAUACUUAUCCUUGUAAUAACAUAUCUUCAUUAACUUUGGAUUAGAUUGCAUUGACAUUGUUCUAUUUUAUGAAAACAUGUUGGAAAAGGUUCAUUCAUAUCCUUAAAUUCUAUGUGAAAAACAUUUUGAUUCUUUCUUAUGUAAUAUUCUCAUUUAUUGAGAUGCUGAUUUUGAAGUUCUCAUAUUGCUACAAGCUACAAUCAUCCAAAUGAUCUUAACAAAUAAAACUCUUUUCUCUGUGUGUGUAGUGAAUUUCCAUAAUGUGUGUUUCGCUUUUGACAUGAAUUGUUUUCCUCAAUAUUCAAAUGUAUUGAGAUGAACACAGCGGUUCAAGCUUAGUUUUCAAGCAAUUGAACAAGUUUUAGUUGAUUCAUUCACCAUCAAAACAGGAUUUGUGCACUAGCGUAGAGCAUACGUGAACAUGCCUAUUUGGUUUUAGGGAAACUAUGAGCACUUUUCUUUCUUUUGUGCUCUUCCUUUCUAUUUUUUUAAAGACUGCUAAUUCACUAAAAGGGACAAUUGAUGAUAAAAGAGCGCUUUGAUGCCGAAGUGCAGCCAAAACAUCAGGCAAGUCAGGCCAUCAGCGGCCUCCUUGAAAUGCUGAGAAGGAGCUCGCUCGUUAGUCCCAAACAUCACCUCGGGCUCGCUCGCUUCGCUCUCAACGGCGCGUAAGAGCAUGAUUGGCAGUCAACGCAGCUCGGAGGCUCCUUUAAUUACUGUUGUUGGCUUGUAAUCAGUCAUAGUCUGCACCCACAACAACAUUCAUAAUCAUGAUCAGCGACUUUAAUGAAGUGUCAUUAACAGCAUCCCGUAUAAACAACAGAGAUGUCAAAGUUGAUGUUAUAUAAAAUACUUUCAUUUGGACUAAUCCCAAGAUUGGGCCAGCCCACAUUUCCUGUACAUUGGACUGAUGAUUUAUCGCAAGUUUUGCAUAGCUGCAUUGCAUUGUUCGUCGUCCGUCCGUCCGCUCAAUGCACCGCUCGUCCUCAUGAGGCCCGCGAGUGAGAUGGAGCCGACUUGAGCAGCCGAGCGAAGUGCAGCCUGCGACCGCUUGCUCCCAGAAGCGGCACCCACUCAGUACUCGUGUCCGGCAGGUGAAACAACGGAGUCGCUUGAGAAGCGCGCAAUGUCCGACAUUGACGUACAACUUCCAACCUGUCUACUUUACAUAAGGGUGUGAAUAAGCACAAACGUUGAACAUUAAGCAAUCACAUCUUCACGCAACAGACAAAAUUGUGUUGGUUUCCUUUUUUUACUGCAAUAAAUAUGUUAAUUGUAUUACUCGCUGUCAAUGGAUCAACAUCUCCAGUGUUGCCUUUUUGUGUUCUUUUCAAAACACACUCUGAUCAUCCAUCUCGUUUAGUAGACAUAACAUGAAAAGAAUGAGUACAAAGUGCGUGUUGUUAUGCCACAUGCCCAAACUUAGAUUGACAGGAGGACUUCACCCCA
Molecule: messenger RNA, 6481 nt
Organism: Phyllopteryx taeniolatus (common seadragon)
Lineage: Eukaryota; Metazoa; Chordata; Actinopteri; Syngnathiformes; Syngnathidae
Exons: 4
Coding region: 459-3683 (1074 amino acids)
Biological process (GO): inhibitory postsynaptic potential
Cellular component (GO): postsynaptic density
Source: RefSeq, a predicted model, not a curated record